Messenger RNA from Electrophorus electricus (electric eel), 3890 nucleotides. RefSeq names its product insulin-like 5a (gene insl5a). Lineage: Eukaryota; Metazoa; Chordata; Actinopteri; Gymnotiformes; Gymnotidae. The record is from RefSeq and is a predicted model, not a curated record. Gene Ontology annotation, molecular function: G protein-coupled receptor binding; hormone activity. Gene Ontology annotation, cellular component: extracellular region.
AUUACAAAAUGUGCAUAAAAAAAUUAGCUUACACCUGUUAAUGCAUAAAGGUCUGAAAGGCAUUAUGCAUUUUUAAACAUGUUCAGACAAGCAUUUUUAAUUAUGCAUGUACUUUAGGUAUUAUUUUACAUUUUAAAUGACAAUGUAGUUUGACACACUCUUAGUUUUCUGUUUUCAUUUUGACAUAUAAAGUACACCACCACUCUAGUAGAUACAUAUCUGUACCAUAUGGGGACACAUUAACCACCACAAGAAAGAUGCUGUUGUCUGAGUACAGCUGAUCUUAUUGUGAUCAUGGUUAUUUGCACUCUUUAUUUGUGGUUCAAAUGGAUUUAGGGAACAUAAUUUGUUGGUAAAAUCAGCAGAUAUUGUAUGUCUGUUUUCGUGGGUGGCUUUGCUGGCUGAGCUAUGACUUGAUUAGCAUUGCAUUAUAGUGAAUAUCACUGCAAUCAAACCAUUAACCUGGAACAGUCAGGAGACAUAGGUCUGUCCCAAAAGGAUGUAAUUUGAUUCUAGAUUGAAGCAGUAAAGCACUUAACUACCUGUCGAGAAUGUCCUUUUUCUUCUGAAACACACAUCCUGUCAUUAUCAAUAACUGACAACAUAAAUCUGUUUGGCUGUAAGGGACCUGGCAUGGGUGGGGUUUAAAGGGGAAGUGAAUAAGGUAAACUGGUCCAGAAGGAUGGAGAGCAUCUCUAUAUAUAUAGGCAACACAUGCUGUGUUGCAUGUUGGUCAUCGCCUUCUAGCCUUGAAGACUGUGUUAAAGUGACCAAGGUGAGUGAAGGGGCAGUGAUCCACCCGGCAAAGCGAGGGAGCCAGCAUGCGAGCGCUAAAGUCUCUGCUGCUUCUGUGGCCUUUCCUGCUACUGUGGGCAGCCUGCAGUGUGUCACAUGUGCAGGCGGAGGUCAGGGCAGUGAAGCUGUGCGGUCGCGAGUUCAUUCGGGCCGUGGUCUACACCUGUGGAGGCUCCAGGUGGAGGAGGCUGCUCACUCCACAAAACGUGCAAGAGAUUCCUAACAGCGAGCAGAGCAGUGCUGAGGGUCUGAAUGAGAGCAGAGGAUCACAUCUGUCUACACGAGAUCUCAACCACAUAUGUUGUCGGAUGGGCUGUCUUAAGAGUGACCUGGCUUUGCUGUGCUGAAGGCCAGAUGAACUCACCAUCACUCUCACAAGCUGAGCGGGGACUCUGAGACCAUCUAGCUAUUACUUGUUUGAAAAUCAGUAGCAGUGCAGUUGCUAAGGGCAACUAAAUACAAGCAAUUAUGUACAAGCAAGGUGGCCUCGUUUGAACAUAUUCAUUUGUCUGAGAAAAAGGUCGAGAGAUUUCAUGCCAACAAUUUUAUGUAUUAAAAAAAGAGAAAGAUUUUAAUUUCAGGACUGUUGAUCUAUUUGUUAAAACUGCAAGUCUGAUUGUAAUGUAUAGUUUGCAAAUGUUGUCUAAUAAAUACAAUUGCAUAUCUGUGGGCAUGUGUUUUUUAGCUUUAUUGUGAAUGGUAACAUACACUCCAUAAUCAACUUUCAAAUGAUCUAUAAUUUUUCAGGCUAUGUCCAUCCAAAUCAAUAUUUCUCAGCAAGUUUUAAUGCAAUGCAUUAGGAGCAAGUUUCCCAGACUCAGAUUAAACUUAACACUGGUCCAAAAAUGAUGCCCAAAUGUUUUUGGCACACAAUUGACCUAAUUCAUAUCUGGAAGCUGUGCAGGAAGUGAGGAACAUGGAUGAUUUGUGCAUUUAGCAUGGCCAAAACGUUUUAGUAAAAUUAAACAAAUGCGUAAAUACAAAUUCAUACAUUCUGCUUACGUUUUAUUGGUUUGGAAAGAGCAAAGUAACUCAGUUCAGUGUUAACAUCAUUUGUACAAACACAGCUUGCACCUGUUGCUGGGAAGAAUCUAGAAUGAUCUAUCAAUACAGCCACACAUGCACAAGAUCUCAGUUGCACACACUCAUUCACGCACACACAUACACACACAGUCACACGUGAUUUCACUUACACAUAUAACAUAGUUUCUUGCCUUUCCUGUAUAUUUCCUGGCAAAAAUUCACUUUGGACUGUGAAGACAAACUGAUCAGCUGUUCCACAGAACUGCAUUCAAGGGAUUUUCUUUUAGCUAAUGGACACUGUUUCAGUUCUUAAAUCUAAUGAGCUCAGUGCAGUUAGGAAAUCGAUGGAGCAUACUGUGUGACACAGCGCUCAAGUCUAGGGUACUUUAGCUCUUCCACAGUGGGAAUACAACUCUUUCAAAAAGUGUCAGUGUUCUCUUCAAACCAGCACAAUCUCUAUGACAGACACUUUGAGUUAUAGUUACCCAAUGGUUUUUUGUUGUUGACAUUGAAUAUCAGAACAUCUGGGAAGUUCAACAGUAGCACAGUGGUAUUUUUUUUUCCACAAGGAACAAUAUUUUUUUUUCCACUUUAUUAGUAGUUUUUAACAUUGAAAAAAUAUGCAGCUUAUUCUCUCUUAAGGACAGUUCUUGAGAUACACACACAAAUCCAAAAAACAAAAACCUAAAGAAGGAAGAAGCAUUUUUGGUUGUCUUUACCCCUCCCCAAACCUUGUCCUUGUCAUCUCACAGAGACAUUUACCAUUUGCAAAUUAAAUCCGUAACCUUAAGCGUUGGGGCGAUUUGGAUAGGGACUCAUGCUAAAGACUGUCAAUAAAAUGCACUGGAGCAGAGAUGUCAGAUUCAGAUUGCACAUAUUGGUCUUAAUGGUGAAAUAGGUUAAAUGUCCAAAAGCUGACAAUCUAUUUUUUUUUCCCCACUAAUAGUGCAGGUAUACGUAACACUGCUUUCUUAAAGCAGGUAGAUACAUUAUACGUCCUUUUUAAUCCCCACCCAUAUACAGCUCAAAUCUUCUGGUGCACUUGAGUUUAAAAAAAUUAUAUUUGAAAUAAAUUUAAAAAUUAUACCUCAGCAGUUAUACUGUACACAGUUUACCCAACUACACAGAUAACAAAAAAAUCAAAUAUUUAUAACUUUAAGGGUCCUAAAUUGUGAUACCAUUCAAAGUCUAUACAUAUACAGAGUCACAGAGUUUUUGUUUCUUUUUUUGUACAACAAAUUAUUGUGAAUAAAUAAAAAUAGAAUGAUGUACUCAGAAGUCUAACACUGCUGUCUUGGGAACAACAGAAAGGCUAUUCAACAAUACAAGGAAAAACACCAAACGCCCUUCAAGAUAUAUAUUAUCCAUUUAAAAUGUUUUUUUUUUUCUCAAGGGAAAAACCUUUUUCAUACAAUUGCAAGCAAGACAUAUUUUAAGAUGUGGCUGCCCAAAUCUCAGAUGAAAAAAUGUUCUAUCAUAUCUCAAAUAUGACAUUAUUCUAGUGUGCCCACAAAAGCCUGACCUUUACAUGUGGCGCAUGUCUUUACAGUCUCGUAAUACUCUCUUUACCUGAUUCAGCUACAUUCCAAAAACUACACAGAUUAAUCUGAAUGACAUAUGUGUAAUCUUACAAUAUACUGCCUCCUUGUGGCCCUGAGACACACUCCAGUAUCAGCUGACCGAAUCAUGAACAGCCUCGUUUCCUAACCAGUGCCAAAAAGUUGCAUCCAAGCUUGCCAAGAGUAAGGUCUGAGAUUAAACAUUUCUUCAUUAACAGAAAGAGUUUGACUGCUCAUGGACUUAAUCAACUCUACCAGACUUCAUCCAGAGCUUCUUAUCCUGGUUAAAAUAGUCGAUUCGUUUCAACACUGAUCUACCUGUAUCAAUAUCGAUGUCAGUAUCGAAUAGAGUGAGUGUUCAGGCAGCCACAGCCCAUGGGUUGAACAUCAAGUUGUUAGUCAGGCGAGAGGCUAGCCUUAAGGGAAAGCCCAUGCUGAAUAACAGCAGCAAUACAGUUCUGAAAUGUUUACAGUUUACAAAUACAAGAAGUACACCCUAAAACGGUCCACGAU